Aphis gossypii (cotton aphid) is the source of this 4436-nucleotide messenger RNA. It is a transcript of the gene hop, whose product is annotated as tyrosine-protein kinase hopscotch. Gene Ontology annotation, biological process: peptidyl-tyrosine phosphorylation; cell surface receptor signaling pathway via JAK-STAT; cytokine-mediated signaling pathway. Lineage: Eukaryota; Metazoa; Arthropoda; Insecta; Hemiptera; Aphididae. Bases 388 to 3762 code for a protein of 1124 amino acids. Gene Ontology annotation, molecular function: cytokine receptor binding; ATP binding; non-membrane spanning protein tyrosine kinase activity. The record is from RefSeq and is a predicted model, not a curated record. The transcript is spliced from 18 exons. Gene Ontology annotation, cellular component: membrane; cytosol; cytoskeleton.
AGUUGAGUGAGUAAAUAAUAAUAAUAAUAAUAAUAAUAAUCGUACUUGUAGUAAAAUGCCUAUUAUAAAAAAAAUAAUAAUGAAAAGUAAUAAAUAAUAAUGAUAUGUGCCGAAUGCCGAUUGGCGAUUACGAGACUAUUAUAAUUUAUAAUGAGUGUCUACGGUUUCUGAUUAUUUGUCGUGAUUUUCUCGGAAAUACAUCGUAUACUUAUUAUGCCCCACUAAAAAAGGAACAUCUGCAUCCUUAUACUCAUUCGUAUAAAUAAUAAUUGAAUCUUUUAUCAUCUACGGAUCGCGUGUUUCACUGACAAAUAUCGUUAUUUGUUGAAUGUUCGUAGUUUUCAGCCGUGGGUUGAAUAAUACCGGCGCCAACCGACACACGACGAUAUGAUGGAUUCGUCCAUUUCGAUCAAAGUGCACGUAGCUGUCCAAGCGACUCCUCACGAGAUACCUGUCACCAUCAAUACAACUGUGGAAGAUGUAAUUAUUGAGACCUCGAAGUUGUUAAACAUUGGUCCGGUUGCUAGACAUCUAUUUGGACUGAGAGUCUUGAGCGCCACAGACGACAAUCUGUGGUUGAGCCCCUCUCUGUUUAUACUAUAUGCUAAAAAUGAACAUCACAUUUAUGAGUAUAAGUUGAGGUAUAAAAUGCCGGAUGUCAAACGAUUGAAAUCAAUUGAUUGUUAUGCUUAUAAUUUCUAUUUUUAUCAAGUCAAAUCUGAUCUAUUGAAGAGUAAAGUUACUGGGUUGUGCUAUGACACAUGCAAACGAGAGCUCAUUGGCAUGGGUGUUGCCGACAUGUAUAGGUCCAUGUUAGAAGAAGACAAAUCUAGAGAAACCGUCGAGCAAAAUUAUAAACACUUUAUGCCCCAAGAAGUAGUUAAGCAACACAUGUUUUUUUUGAAAAAGCCUGUUCAAGAAACUUUAAAAAUACUUAUAAAUAACAAUACAAUUGGCCCUCUUUAUGUACCUGUCAUCAAAGAAAGUUAUUUAGAACAAUUUAAUUCUAUUGCACCAGAUUACUUAGAAGAAGAAUAUAAGGCUUUGUACAGCGAAAAUGGCAGUUCUGUGAAUGUUGCAUUUAGAGUAAAUCCAUUUCAUUCUGAAAUGCCUGGUAUAAGAAUGUGUACUGAAAACAGGAAAGAAUGGGUACAUUUGGCAGCUAUUGAAGACUUGUGCUUUCUAUCAACAACUGAUGAUGGCACUGUUGAAAUAUCUAGAAAGACUGGUAUUCCUAUUCAUUUGAAAUUCUUAAGUACAAGUACAAUGUUUUCAUUCAUAACAUUAUUAAAUGGUUAUUAUCGUUUAAUGGUUAAUUGGAAUUUUGACUUGUGUGCAUCUACUAAUACUCCAUCUUUGAGCAAACUUAAAUCAAUUCGUUCUCAUGGACCAAUCAGCAUAAUGAAAUCUACUUCUAUCUUGAAAAAAAAAAUGUCAAAAAAACAUGGAAGUUUUAUACUUAGACAAAGUAUGAAGAACUAUGAUAACUAUGUCAUCGAUGUUUGUGUUAAUCAGAGCAUGAAACCAAUGACAUAUGUAAUAGAAAGUAAGGGUGGAUUUUAUAAGCUUGCUGGUGAUGAUAAAAUAGAAUAUCCUUCUAUUUGGAGACUUAUUACUAACAAUAAAAUGUCUUUGAACUUUAUUGAAUGCAUUUUCCCAUCAGAUAUUGCUAUGAAUGAACUAUUAUUAUGUCAAAAUACUAGUAUUAAACAUAGUAUAGGUAAUGAUGAUGAAGAUGAUAAAAUUACCGGUCCCCAUUUAAUUAAUAGCGAUUCUAUACAUUUAUUAAAAACCAUUUGCUCACCAAAAAAAAAAAUGCAAUCACUUAUGAAAGUUCGAGUGGCUACUUGGUGCAAAUCUAAAAGAAAUGAAUCCACUGUUGUUGUUAAAUUAUUUCAGGAUGAUGUUAAUAUAAAUUUGCAUUUAAUGGAUUUGUUAAGUUUAUCAAAGAGAUGGAGUUCUGUGUCUUCGAGUGCUAUUGUACGAUUAUUUGGUCUAUGUGUUGAUACACCAACUGCCUUAGUCAGUGAAUACUUCGCAUUAGGACCCCUUGAUACAUAUCUGAGAACUAAUAAAGACAAUAUAUUAUUUAGCAAUUUAGUUGAAGCUGCAACAUAUAUAGCUACAGCAUUAUGGGAUAUGGAAACUGCAUGUUUAGUUCAUGGUAAAAUUCGAUGUCAUAAAUUUGUAGUAGCCGAACAUACCAAAAAUUCCUUUAUUGUUAAACUUACAGAUCCAGGCAUUCAUAAAUGUUAUACUAGCCAUGAUUUGUAUUGGAUUCCAACAGAAUUUUAUAACACCAUAGAACUUGCUCGAAAAUCUCCCCAAGCUGAUAUUUGGGCUUUUAGUUCAACAUUGUGGGAGUUAUUUAACUAUGGUAUUAUAUUACCUGAUGUUCAAAAUGUUGAAUUGUUUAAAAAAAGAUUUGAAAAAAAUGUAAGGAUGCCAAAACCAGAUUGUUGUACAGAUGACAUAUACCACAUAAUGACUGAUUGUUGGGACAGUGACCCUUUUAUAAGAAAAAAACCACAAGCAACAUUAAGAGAUUUAAGACAAAUUUGGCUACAAAUUUAUGCUAGUCCUCAACAUGAGUAUACACCUUUAAAAAAAGAAGAAAUAUACUCUGAUGAUGUCACUUGUUCUGAUGCAACAAUUUAUUAUACUUCAGAUUACACUAUUGAAACAUUUUUGGAUACUGUAUCAAGCUCUUUUUCGGGAAGUGAAACAAAAUCAGAUUUUAUUGAUUUUAAUUCUAACCCUGAUGACGGAAGAAGUUAUCAAAAUGAAAAUCCUAUGCUCGCAGCUACCAACACAAGCUUCAAUCAAUUCAUGGAACAGCUUACAUCCACGGAAGAGAUAAAGAACAAUUUGCAAAGUGCUAUGAACUGCCAAAAAAAAACAUAUCAAUUCAAUAAUGCUACAUUGACAUUACAACAAGUUAUAGGACAAGGAUUUUAUGGAGUUGUAUUAGAAGGAUUAUUAGAAUAUAGUGAUAAUAAAACCAAAAAAGUAGCUGUGAAGCAUAUGAAAAGAUCAUUCCAAACUGAGGAUUUCCAAAGAGAAAUUGGAAUUAUAGAAGGACUUAGCCAUCCAAAUAUUGUUGAAAUUGAGGGUGUAUUAGAAGAACCAAAUUUAAUGCUCGUAAUGGAAUAUAUAGAACUUGGUUCAUUAAGCAGUUACUUGAGAUUACAUGAAGAUGAACUCGUGGAGGAAACUAAUAGAUUAUUGAAAUACUCUUUGGACAUUGCUCAAGGAAUGGAAUAUUUAGGAAGCCUAAAUAUAAUACAUCGUGAUUUAGCUACAAGGAAUAUUUUGGUAUCAAGCCCGACAACUGUAAAAAUCUCAGAUUUUGGCCUAGCUCAAUUUUUACCUGAUGAAAAAUAUUAUUAUUUACAAACGAUGCGAGAUCUGCCUUUAAAAUGGCAUGCUCCAGAAGCUAUUUUGUAUGGAAAAUUUUCUCCAAAAACUGAUAUUUGGGCUUAUGGUGUAUUACUUUUUGAAAUUUUUUCCUUGGGUAAAGAACCAAAUGUAGUUUCCAAGUUGGAAGAAAGAUUAGACGUUGAAAAACUAAUAAGAGUUUUAGAAGAAGGUCACCGGUUACAGUGUCCAUCAUGUCCACCAUGCAGUAUAGACAUAUAUAACAAACUUAUGAGGCCUUGUUGGGCUUAUGUAGCAGGUGAUCGUCCAAAUUUCUCAGAUUUAAUAAAUAAUAUUAAAUCACUUAUGACUCUUGAAUCUGCUGAACACUUCACACGAGGAUAACAAAGAUGUUUUGAACAAAAUAUUAUCAUGACUUAAUAAUUUUACCAGACAAUCAAGGGGUACAAUGAACCUAUAUUAACAAUCAAGUGUUCUGAACAGUUCAUUAUGAUUCAGCAAGAACUUAAAUUACGAGAAUAAUAAUAAAAUUAAUGUGUAUGUUUGAAAAAGUACUUAGAAUACCUUAAGUGAUAACUAAAUACAAUUCUCAAGAGUUAUUCAAUUGCAAAUAUCAAGUAUUUAGAAAUUUUGUAUUUUCAAAAAAAAUUGCACACUAGUAAUCUAGUCAAACAAAAUAAAUAUAUUACUAUACAUAUUUAUAACCUUAAAUGUUUUGUUGUAAUGGAGGUGUAGAUGAAGAAACAGCAGAAACCAAAUAUUCUUGUAUAUAUGUUAAGAUUUAAUUUACUUCUAUCGUAUAUGCUAGUUGAUACUAAAUACUGUAGUUAUUAUUUGCUUAGUUAAAAAAAAAAUGUUACUUAAUAUUUGUAUGCAAUAAGACUGUACCCAUUAUGUUAAUUCGAAAACUUAGUAUUUAAUAAUCAUAAUGUAAUUAAAAUAUGACGGUGAGGAAAACACAAGAACAAAACAAAGGAUUUUUGUUGAAAUACUGUCAAUGAAAAAUGCAAGACUUUUUUUUUUAAAUAAACUGUAUUGUACUUAAAAUGAAAAUACAA